AUGAAUAGUUUACCAGUUGAAAGGAACUUAAGUGUCGACGAACAAAUGAUUCCUUACAAGGGACAUUUGCAAAUGAAACAAUAUGUGAAAGGUAAGCCCUGCCCGUGGGGUAUAAAAGCAUUUUUAUUAUGUGGUGAAAGUGGUAUGACAUACAACAUACUUCUUUAUCAAGGAGCUACCACUGAAUUAGAUCAAACGGUACAAAAAAAAUUUGGUCUUGGUGCUAGUGUAGUAUUACACCUAACCCAACAUCUUGAAAAAAAUAGGCAUUAUCUUUAUUUUGACAACUUUUUUGCGACAUUCAAUUUAUUUGAACAGUUGCAAGCCAACCAAAUAUACGCAAUUGGUACUAUUAGAACUAAUCGAUUCGCUAACCCACCCUUAUUAACUGACAAACAGUUAGCCAAAAUGGGUAGAGGUACGGCAUUUGAAAUUUCAACAGAUAUGAAGAACUGCAAUUUAUGUAUGGUGAAAUGGCAUGAUACAAGGUCCGUGUGUUUAGUUUCCAAUUAUAUUGGGUCUGGACAAUUGGAAACUAUUAGACGUUGGGACAAAAAACAAAAAAAGUAUGUCAAUAUUGAAAGGCCGGAAAUAGUUACGGCAUACAAUGCAUCAAUGGGUGGUGUCGAUAAUAUAGACCAACUCAUCAGUUAUUAUCGAACAUUUAUACGCUCAAAAAAAUGGACAUUACGAAUGAUCGUUCAUGCCUUCGAUCUAGUAGUAGCAAACUGUUGGCUGCAAUAUUUAAACGACGCAGACCAUUAUAUCAUUAAAAAAAAAAGAAAAGAUCUGUUGCAUUUUCGUAUGGAGCUAGCGGAAAAUCUAAUAAAAGAGAAUCAAAUUAUAACGCCAAAACGUAGAGGAAGACCUCGUGCAGAUAUCGAAGAAAAUCUCGAUGUAACAUCUAUAUUUAAAGCACGAAAAGUUGACUCUAGUCAGCCAACUAACGAUGUGCGAAAAGAUCGGUUUGAUCAUUUUCCUGGAUUCGAUACAAAAGGGCACACUUCGAGAUGCAAAAAUCCUGGAUGCAAAAGAAAAACGCACGUAUUUUGCACAAAAUGUGAUGUCCAUUUAUGUCUUGAUGGAACCAGUUAUUUAAUAGGAAAAGAAAUUUCAGUCGUAAUAUUAAUUGGAACAAGUAAAAAUGAUUUUACAUUAGAUUUAUUAAAUUGGAAUGAUUUAAUGAAUGAAACUAAUUACAAAAUCGUCAGUUUCGUUAAAUGA
Molecule: messenger RNA, 1224 nt
Organism: Sipha flava (yellow sugarcane aphid)
Lineage: Eukaryota; Metazoa; Arthropoda; Insecta; Hemiptera; Aphididae
Product: piggyBac transposable element-derived protein 3-like
Exons: 2
Coding region: 1-1224 (407 amino acids)
Source: RefSeq, a predicted model, not a curated record